UUUUCAACUUUUUAGAAGCUUUUCGUGCUUCGUACAAUUCUGAUGAAAAUGGGGCAUUACGCCAUUCCUGUUGACCUUGGUUGUGAGCACGAAAUUGUGGACUCUGUCGAGGAUUUGAUUGAUGGACCAAUUCGAAGUAGAGGAGGCAGCAACAUUAUAAACAAUGGGUUAGUAGAAGACUUUCAUUUUAUUGAGGGCACUCCAGCACAAUUUUUAAAUCAACAACUACUUGCAUCUGAACCAGUUACAAAUUCAAUUUUCGAAAUACCUCCACCUGGCCUUGUUAAACCAUUAGUUGAUCUGCAUAUUCUCUCUUCUGGUUCUAAAAUAAGAAGAUCAUUAGCUCAGAAGUUAAAAAGGCAUCUUGAUGGCUCAUAUUCAAAAUAUGAUGGUGACAGAAGCAGCAAUAGCUAUCCAAAAGAUUUGAGUGAUGGAUCUCAUAAACAACGAAAACCUCCUUCAAAGAAGUCAAUAACGCCUACAAAAGAAUUAAUGACUAAACUAAUAGUAAAUCCUAUAACUGAAGAAGAACCGCUUUCAGCAGCUCAAUCACCUUUGCCCUGCAGGCCAUCUAGGCUUGUAAGGGAUGAAUCUUUUGACUCUUCCAUUAGUUCUACUGCCCGAAUUGAUAAUGCUGUGUUAAAAGGAAAAGAAAGACUAAAAAUGUCGCGAAGAAGUUCAACUUCAGUAUCAAAUCGGAAUAGUACAGCAAAUGAAAGUGAAAAGUCGUCGAUUGAUAAUUCUGAUGCUGAGAAUUGUAUAGAUGAGGUUAAUCUAGAAUCCUUUGAUCCAAAAAUACAAGAACAAAAUUGUGUUGAUGACUCUACCGAAACUAGAUCAACCUCACAAUCAAUUUCAACAGCUCACACUAGCGGAACUCGACACACUUCUGUUGCGGAACAAAAUACUUAUGGAAAUCUUUGUAGUGAAUCUACCUCGUCCACAGGGCUCAACCAAAACAAUUCAUUGGCUAUUAGUCUUGAGGAUCUACGUGAUCCAGACUUCAAAAUACGUGGAUUUUCUGUCACUUCUUUAAAAGAGAAUUCGAUUUCCAAUGGAAGGUCUUCAAACAUGAGCGAGAGAAGUUUGAGUAUUUGUAGUGAAUUAAAUUCGAGAAUUAUGUUUCAAAGAGGUGGUAGAAAUCGGGCAAGUGGAAAAUCAAAUAAACCGUGUAUGCCCAAACCAUUACAACUUUUACCAAAAUUCGAUGGUGAUUAUGCAGACAUUGACGAACUAAUGAUAAAUGAGAGAAAUGUUCCCUCUGAUGACGUUUUAUUGCACCAUAGCUUUAACCCAAUAUACUCAAAUGGUGCAGGAACGAUGCCAGUAAGCAAUGAAAAUAUAGACUACGUACAAAUUUGUCCCAUGGCAACAACAGCAUUGAAGGAGUUGAGCACUACUCGGAGCAAUAGUUUCAAGCGUUCAAACUCGCUUUAUGAUAUACUCUCGAUUCAUCAACCAAAGGAUACAACAAAAAUACAAAAUAGUGAGGCAGAUUAUUAUGCCUCUUUUGACUGGACCAAUGUUUGUAUGAGUCCCAGGGCGUUAACUUCUAGCGCUUCAUAUCUAACACAUAUGUUGAAUAAAGGGAACCCUCAGGGAAAAGAUUCGGCAAACAGUUCUGGCAAGAAGACGAAUAGAAAAUGAGUAUGGAUUCUAUAAUAUACAAUUUUCUAGUUUUGACAUCGUUGUCAUAAUUUUUAAACAUUACCUCCUUAAUACAUACAAAUUUAUUUUUAUAAAUUUUAUCCACUGAACUCAUUUUUCAAUCCUCCGCUUGAACUUGACUACCUAAUUGAGACGGAAUUACACAAAUAAUUAAGGAAUUUUACCCCAUAUUAUACGUCUCGAAAAAGGCAAUGUUGUUUAACUUCCCUAUUUUUGCGCAGUCCUCCAAUGACAAAAACUUUUGUUAA
Molecule: messenger RNA, 1916 nt
Organism: Meloidogyne enterolobii
Lineage: Eukaryota; Metazoa; Nematoda; Chromadorea; Rhabditida; Meloidogynidae
Source: the annotation of a GenBank genome assembly